This is a messenger RNA of Oreochromis aureus, 1930 nucleotides long. Its product is annotated as cholesterol 24-hydroxylase-like. Lineage: Eukaryota; Metazoa; Chordata; Actinopteri; Cichliformes; Cichlidae. Gene Ontology annotation, molecular function: cholesterol 24-hydroxylase activity; iron ion binding; heme binding. The record is from RefSeq and is a predicted model, not a curated record. The transcript is spliced from 16 exons. The coding region runs from base 60 to 1583 and encodes 507 amino acids. Gene Ontology annotation, biological process: cholesterol catabolic process.
AGGCAGCAAACUGUCAAGGGACACUUGUUACACACCUUUAACACGGGACAUUUUCCAGGAUGGCAGUUUCCAGCCUACUUCUGAGCCUGGCUGCUCGGGCACUGACGUUUCUCUUCUUUCUGCUCGUCAUUGCGUUUCUUGGCUACUGCUUGUACAUUAAAUACAUUCAUAUGAAGUAUGACCACAUCCCCGGGCCGCCGAGGGACAGUUUUUUCCUUGGACACUCACCAACGAUGUUGAAGGCGAUGAAAAAUGACGGAGUUAUGCACGACAAAUUUCUGGAGUGGGCCGAGAAGUAUGGACCUGUUUACAGGAUAAAUGUGCUUCACUACGUUUCACUGUGUACGUACUGUCCAGAGGCCACCAAGGAAAUCCUGAUGUCCCCAAAGUACCCCAAGGAUAAGUUUGCCUAUAAAAGACUCUUCUACCUGUUUGGUCAAAGGUUCUUUGGAAAUGGCCUGGUAACAGCACGGGAUCAUGAGCAGUGGUACAAACAGCGACGCAUCAUGGACCCUGCGUUCAGCAGCCUGUAUCUGAGAGGUCUAAUGGGAACCUUCAAUGAGAGGGCAGAGAAACUGAUGGAUAAACUUGCAGAGCUUGCUGACAGUAAAACAGAAGCUAAUAUGCUUCAUCUUGUCAACUCUGUCACCCUGGAUGUUAUUAGUAAGGUUGCCUUUGGGGUGGACUUGGACCUCUUGAAGAAUAGUUCACCUUUCCCUAGAGCUAUUGAGACAUGUCUGAAAGGAAUGGUUACCUAUGUUAUAGACAUAUUUUUUGAGUACAAUCCAAAGAACAGAGGAUACGUCAAUGAGGUGAGGGAAGCGUGCCGCCUGCUCCGCAUAACUGGAGCCAAGUGGAUCGGUGAGAGAAAGACCGCCAUGCAAAACGGUGACGAGGUCCCCAAAGACAUCCUGACACAAAUCAUCAAAACUGCAAGCCAAGAGGAAAACAUGACUGAAGAAGAUGAAGAAUUUAUGCUGGACAAUUUUGUGACAUUCUUCAUUGCAGGCCAAGAAACAACAGCCAAUCAACUGGCUUUUUGCAUCAUGGAGCUUGGAAGACAUCCUGAAAUACUGGAGAAAGCGAAGAAAGAGGUCGAUGAUGUCAUUGGGAUGAAAUGUGACAUAAGCUAUGAUGACUUAGGAGAGCUGGUCUACCUGUCACAGGUGCUAAAAGAGACUCUGAGAAUUUACCCCACAGCUGUGGGCACAUCUCGUGAUGUUGCUGAAGACAUGGUGAUUGAUGGUAUCCACAUACCCGGAGGAUUCAGUGUUUUUUUCAACUCCUAUGUGAGCGGGAGAAUGGAGAGAUUCUUCAAGGAUCCACUGAGAUUUGAUCCAGACAGAUUUCACCCAGAUGCUCCCAAGCCUUAUUACUGCUACUACCCCUUUGCCCUCGGUCCUCGCUCGUGUCUGGGACAGAACUUUGCUCAGAUGGAGGCUAAAGUGGUGAUGGCCAAACUGCUCCAGAGGUUUGACUUCACUCUUGUCCCGGGACAGACCUUUGACAUCCUGGAUGCUGGCACGCUCAGACCAAAGAGUGGAGUGUUGUGCAGUUUGAGUCACAGGGAUUACAGAAAAUAAGGCAACGUCACAUAAGUCGUAGUAGAGCAUAGAAGAAAAAUAGGUUACUCUUUACUAAGGUAAAAAAAAAAAAAAAACGUAUACUAAAAGCAUCAAUGUGAAUUUGAUAUAAUAAAUGUAUUUUUUUUUUUAUUACAAUGAUGAAAAUAUACGUGUUUGGGAUUUUUUUUUUUUUUUUUUUUUUUUAUGAUCACUGACUUUAAUAUUCUCUUUACUUUAAUGUAGCUCUGUCAUUGCUUUUUCAUGACUACCACAUGACUUAUAAUGCCUGUAACAUUAUCUUAAUAAUUCUGGACGUCAAAAUUUUAAGUGAAGUUAAAAUAAAUUGAUAAUGUGUCUAAAUUAGA